AUGGCAGAACGUGGUGGUGGAGACCGUGGUGGCUUCGGCAGCGGAUUCGGCGGAAGAGGAGGACGUGGCGGUCGUGGCGACAGAGGCCGUGGUGGUCGUAGAAGAGCCGGCGGAAGACGUGAAGAAGAAGAAAAAUGGGUUCCAGUGACCAAGCUAGGUCGUCUCGUCAAGGAAGGAAAGAUCCGCACCGUCGAAGAGAUCUACCUCCACUCUCUCCCAAUCAAGGAGCACCAAAUCAUCGACACACUCGUCGGUCCAACCCUCAAGGACGAAGUGAUGAAAAUUAUGCCGGUUCAGAAACAAACCCGAGCCGGUCAGAGAACCCGGUUCAAGGCCUUUGUUGUCGUCGGUGACAGUAACGGUCACGUUGGUCUCGGUGUUAAGUGCAGCAAGGAAGUUGCUACUGCGAUUCGCGGUGCGAUUAUCUUGGCUAAGCUUUCUGUUAUUCCUGUUAGAAGAGGCUAUUGGGGUAACAAGAUCGGAAAGCCGCAUACUGUUCCUUGUAAGGUUACCGGAAAGUGUGGGUCGGUUACUGUUCGUAUGGUUCCGGCUCCUCGUGGUUCUGGAAUUGUGGCUGCUAGGGUUCCGAAGAAGGUUUUGCAAUUCGCUGGUAUUGAUGAUGUUUUCACCUCAUCUAGGGGAUCCACCAAAACCCUAGGAAAUUUCGUCAAGGCGACUUUUGAUUGUUUGUUGAAGACCUAUGGUUUUUUGACACCUGAGUUCUGGAAGGAGACUAGGUUCGCCAAAUCUCCUUUCCAAGAGUACACUGAUUUGUUGGCCAAGCCUACUGGAAAGACCCUGAUUCUUGAGGAAGAAAGAGUAGAGGCUUGA
Lathyrus sativus (Indian pea) is the source of this 831-nucleotide messenger RNA. The record is from the annotation of a GenBank genome assembly. NCBI's taxonomy places the organism in Eukaryota, Viridiplantae, Streptophyta, Magnoliopsida, Fabales, Fabaceae.